This is a messenger RNA of Asparagus officinalis (garden asparagus), 3916 nucleotides long. Its product is annotated as K(+) efflux antiporter 2, chloroplastic-like. Gene Ontology annotation, molecular function: potassium:proton antiporter activity. The transcript has 22 exons. Lineage: Eukaryota; Viridiplantae; Streptophyta; Magnoliopsida; Asparagales; Asparagaceae. Gene Ontology annotation, cellular component: chloroplast; membrane. The record is from RefSeq and is a predicted model, not a curated record. The coding region runs from base 218 to 3676 and encodes 1152 amino acids. Gene Ontology annotation, biological process: potassium ion transport; proton transmembrane transport.
AAUCUUUUCUUCUCAGGCGCCGUUUCAUUUCCCUCUUCAGACAAUUAUCAGAAUAAAUAUAAUAGUAAUAAUAAUAAUUAAAAAAAAGUACGAGUUGAAGUUCGCGCUGUUUCUUCGAUUCCUCCGCCCAAAACUCCGCUCCUCGAUCGAUGAUGAUGGGAUUUAGGGCUUUUGGUUUGGGUCUUGUUUGAUAAAUGCUUAUUAGAGGAGUGACGAUAUGGAUCUAGCUUCUGGUCUGCACCAAUCUCGUGUUUCGAGUUACGGAACUUUCUCCAGUUCUAGGGUUUCGAAUUCGAGAAUUAGGUUCAGAGCGCAAAGUUUGAAUUUUGCUGGAGCUUCUAGGGCUUUUAGCAAAUCUUGUGCGUUAAAAAGGAGGAAUUGGAAUGGGAAUGGGAAAGUUAGUAGCUUGUUCCCCUUGAGUAGAAAUUUGUGCAAGUUCAAAAGAAGAUGUCAAUCGAAUGACUCAUUAGCAUUUAUUGAUGGUAGCAACCAAAAUUUGGAGUUAAGUGACAUGGAUUCGGGAGAGACUGAGAGUUCUACAAACUCUGAUGUGGAAUCAAAUGGUUCGAUUGAAGACGAGAAGGAAGAUGCAUAUAAAUUGGAAGAUCUUAGAGAAUUGCUUCAAAAGGCUUGUAAAGAAUUGGACAUUGCGAGAGUUAAUAGUACGAUGUUUGAGGAGAAAGCUCAGAGGAUUUCGGAGUCUGCCAUUGCAUUGAAGGAUGAGGCUGAAAAUGCUUGGAAAGAUGUAACUGAUACUGUUUCAAACAUUCAAGAGAUUCUCGGUGAAGAGACUAUAGCCAAGGAAGCGGUACAAAGGGCUACAAUGGCUCUUUCAAUGGGUGAAGCUAGAUUACAGUUGGCAAAAGAGGUGAUAGAAUCAAGCAAAGGGGUACCAGAAACGGAAGAGUCCAUGCAAACUGAUGGCGAGAAUGAAAUUUUUUCUGCAGUGGAGGAGAUUAAUGAGUGUAAGGUAAGCUUGGAAAAGUUUGAGGCAGAGUUGAGAAGAAUACAGGAUAAGAAAGUGGAAUUGCAGAAGGAAGUGGAUAGAUUGAGUGAGAUUGCUGAGAAAGCACAGUUGGCUGCUAUUAAGGCUGAGGAAGAUGUGGCCAAUAUAAUGCUUUUAGCAGAACAGGCAGUGGCUUAUGAGUUAGAGGCUACACAGCGUGUUAAUGAUGCUGAGCUUGCACUGCAAAAGGCCGAGAAGGCUGUCUUGUCUUUUGGUGCUGUGGAGCAACAAUUACCAUCUUCAGAAGAACAGAAAACUGAAGAGUCUACUGCCGAAUAUGAGGUGAGCUUUGGAGAUGAUGAUGAUGUUACAAUUGGAAAGAACGGAGAGGUUGAAGUGGGCAUAGUUGAGCAAAAUGUUGAAGAAGCCAAGUUGUCUGAUGACAUGCAUGAUCAGGAGAAUGGAAAGUUGGGCUCUGAUAAAGAUGACGUUGAAGUGGACAAGUCAAAGACUGUGAUUCAGCAAAAGAAGCAGGACAUACAGCAAAAAGAACCUCAGGCUGCUCCCAAAGCAUUGUUGAAAUCAUCUCGAUUUUUCUCUGCCUCAUUCUUCUCCUUCAAUGUAGAUGGGGAAGAGUUCACUCCAGCCACAGUUUUCAAUGGGUUCGUUGCUUCGGCAAGGAAGCAAGUCCCCAAACUAGUUUUUGGAGCCGUACUUCUAGGGAUGGGGGCUGUUUUGCUUAAUAACCGAGCAGAAAAGAAUUCUCAGCUACUUCAACAACCUGAUAUGAUUCCUAGCAUUGAAGAAGUUACUUCAACUGCAAAGCCUGUGGUUCGAGAAAUAAGGAAGAUUCCAAGAAGAUUGAAGAAACUCAUUGCACUUUUACCCCAUCAAGAGAUAAAUGAAGAGGAAGCCUCCCUCUUUGAUAUGCUCUGGUUACUAUUAGCUAGUGUAAUAUUCGUACCAUUAUUCCAGAAGAUACCUGGAGGGAGUCCUGUACUUGGUUAUCUUGCUGCUGGGAUUCUUAUUGGUCCUUAUGGGCUGUCUAUCAUACGCCAUGUUCAUGGGACAAAGGCUAUAGCUGAAUUUGGAGUUGUGUUUUUACUGUUCAAUAUUGGUCUCGAGCUUUCUGUGGAAAGGCUAAGUUCAAUGAAGAAGUAUGUUUUCGGGUUAGGAUCUGCUCAGGUUCUGGUGACUGCAGUAUCUGUUGGCUUUGUCUGUCAUCUUAUUGCUGGUCUACCAGGUCCUGCAGCAAUUGUCAUUGGUAAUGGUCUGGCCCUAUCCUCUACAGCUGUUGUCUUGCAGGUGCUCCAAGAGAGAGGGGAGAGCACAUCACGCCAUGGUCGUGCUACCUUUUCAGUUUUGCUCUUUCAGGACUUGGCUGUGGUGGUUUUGCUGAUACUGAUUCCUCUUAUUUCACCAAACUCUUCCAAAGGAGGGCUGGGAUUUCAAGCAAUAGCAGAAGCUCUGGGAUUGGCUGCUGUAAAAGCUAUUGUAGCUAUCACUGCCAUAAUUGCUGGAGGAAGAUUGUUACUUCGGCCAAUCUAUAGGCAAAUCGCUGAAAACCAGAAUGCAGAAAUAUUUUCUGCCAACACCCUCCUUGUCAUUCUGGGAACUAGUCUUCUUACCGCACGGGCUGGGCUUUCUAUGGCAUUGGGAGCUUUUUUGGCUGGUCUUCUUCUAGCAGAAACAGAAUUUUCCUUACAGGUUGAGUCAGAUAUUGCCCCCUAUCGUGGCCUUUUGCUAGGUCUUUUUUUCAUGACGGUUGGAAUGUCUAUUGAUCCGAAGCUUCUUCUUUCCAACUUUCCUGUUAUUAUGGCAUCAUUGAGUCUCUUGAUUGGUGGAAAGGCUAUACUGGUUGCUUUAGUUGGUAGAAUUUUUGGUGUUUCCAGUAUAGCUGCUAUUCGAGUUGGUCUCCUUCUUGCACCUGGUGGAGAAUUUGCUUUUGUAGCUUUCGGAGAAGCUGUGAACCAGGGUAUAAUGUCUCCUCAACUUUCAUCUUUAUUAUUUUUGGUGGUUGGUAUUUCUAUGGCUCUUACACCAUGGCUAGCGGCUGGAGGUCAGUUGCUUGCCUCUAGAUUUGAGCAGCAUGAUGUUCGAAGUUUGUUGCCAGUAGAAAGCGAGACUGAUGACUUGCAAGAUCAUAUCAUUAUUUGUGGAUUUGGACGAGUUGGACAGAUCAUAGCACAACUGCUUUCUGAACGGUUAAUUCCAUUUGUCGCUCUUGAUGUCAGAAGUGAUCGUGUAGCGGUUGGGCGUGCACUUGACCUCCCUGUGUAUUUUGGGGAUGCCGGGAGCCGAGAGGUCCUCCAUAAAAUUGGUGCAGAGAGAGCCUGUGCUGCUGCAAUUACUUUAGAUACUCCCGGAGCGAACUAUAGAACAGUUUGGGCACUGAGCAAGUACUUUCCCAAUGUUAAGACAUUUGUCCGCGCCCAUGAUGUAGAUCAUGGAAUUAAUCUGGAGAAGGCAGGUGCUACUGCGGUUGUUCCAGAGACUCUAGAACCAAGUCUUCAGUUAGCAGCUGCUGUUCUUGCGCAGGCUAAGUUGCCGAUGUCAGAGAUUGCGGCAACAAUCAAUGAAUUCAGAUCCCGUCACCUCUCGGAGCUUACGGAGCUAUGUCAGACUAGCGGAAGCUCCUUGGGGUAUGGAUAUUCUCGGAUUAUGUCAAAGCCAAAACCAUCACUAUCAGAUGAUGAGAACGAUGUCGUUGAAGGAACGUUGGCUAUAUAGCCAUAUACUGGAUUUAGGACACAACAAAAAAUUUUAGUAACUGUACAGCUGAUGAAUUUAAUUCGGCGUUGGAAAUUGUAUAGGAAAAAAAUAGGACAUGGUGUUUGUACAUUUUGUUUAUUUAGUUGAUUUUGCUCAUUUUUCUUCCAAAUUUUGUCAAGUCAAACUAUCAAAGCUUGUAGCCAGUUGCAUUUUUAAAUCGUCAUACAUCCUUAAUGUUAAAAAUGAAGUUUUGCUCAA